AUGAGCCAAAUGGCGAGUCCUGCUGAGCGGAGACUUGAUCGUAUUUGCCGUCACUUCUGCCCGCCGCUCCAAAAACUUGACCAUGUGCUUCACCAGGCCGCGACGAGAGGUGGCCAAGAAAUUGACGAUGUAGCAAGAGACCCAGUAGUCAUAGGCGGGAUGGUGUUGGAUAUUCAUGCCAUUCCUUCCACCUCUCCACAACCCAGAACCACAACUCCGGGAAAGGUCCGUUAUGUGUUAGGAGGUGUGGGAAGGAACAUUGCAGAAUGCAUGUCAAAGCUUGGCACAAUGCCUUACAUGAUUAGUGCUGUGGGAGACGACAUUGCUGGGAACCUGCUGUUGGAGCAAUGGAAGUUAGCUGGCCUGUGCACUGAAGGGAUACGGAAACACCAGGAUAUCAACACGGCUGUAAUCUGCAACGUAUUUGACACUGAUGGAGAGUUGGCUGCUGCUGUUGCAAACGUGGAUGCACUAGAAAAUUUCCUGACCCCUGCUUGGAUUCAGCAGUGCAAGUCCAGUAUAUGUUCUGCUCCUAUACUGGUUGUGGAUGCGAACUUAAGUCCUAUUGCCUUAGAAGCUUCUUGCCAAGUGGCUGCUGAGUUCGAUGUACCUGUAUGGUUUGAGCCAGUGUCAGUAGCCAAGUCCACAAGAAUAUCCUCCAUUGCUAAGUAUGUAACUUUUGCUUCACCUAAUGAAGACGAGCUUGUUUCCAUGGCAAAUGCAGUUUCUGGUGGAAAUACUUUUCAUUUGGUCAAAAGGGAUGGCAACAGAAAGUACUCUGGAAAGUCAUUGUUUGACAAGUUGAAACCAGCUAUUUUGGUUUUGCUGGAGAACGGAAUUAAGAUGCUUGCUGUCACUGUUGGUGAAGAUGGACUCUUCCUUUGCUCUAAGAAUCCAGAUUUCCUUAAAUUUCGGUUGCAGAUAACUCAAAAUAGCAGAGUUGGUGAAUGGGUGUAUGAUACAUUGACAUCAACUUGUCCUCCUAGACCCGUUGCUGCAAUGCAAGUCGAGGGUAGCUCUCUUAUGUUUGCAAUGCAUUUUCCUGCACUUCCAGCAUCUGUUGUGAGACUCACUGGAGCUGGUGAUUGCAUGGUAGCUGGCACAGUUGCUUCCCUUUGUUCAGGCUUAGAUGUUCUGCAGAGUGUGGGAGUUGGCAUUGCAGCGGCCAAAGCUGCUAUUGAGGCGGAACCAAAUGUUCCUUCAAUCUUCAACUUGGCUGACAUUGCAGGUAAUGCAAAGCUAGCUUAUUGCAAUGCUAUAUCUUUGUGCCAUAUUGAGAAAUGA
Linum trigynum is the source of this 1284-nucleotide messenger RNA. The record is from the annotation of a GenBank genome assembly. Lineage: Eukaryota; Viridiplantae; Streptophyta; Magnoliopsida; Malpighiales; Linaceae.